Molecule: messenger RNA, 429 nt
Organism: Homalodisca vitripennis (glassy-winged sharpshooter)
Lineage: Eukaryota; Metazoa; Arthropoda; Insecta; Hemiptera; Cicadellidae
Product: DNA polymerase lambda-like
Exons: 3
Biological process (GO): double-strand break repair via nonhomologous end joining
Cellular component (GO): nucleus
Molecular function (GO): DNA-directed DNA polymerase activity; DNA binding
Source: RefSeq, a predicted model, not a curated record
GAAGUUGCAAGCCUAGAAGGUGUCGGAGCCAAAAUGGCAUCCAAAGUGAUGGAAGUUUUAUCAACGGGCAAAAUCCGUAAGGUGGAAGAGCUGUGUGAGACGGAGGAGAGUCGAGUGCUGGACCUGUUCAGUGGCAUCUGGGGGGCAGGACCCGCUACUGCCAAUGCUUGGUAUAUAAAGGGUCAUAGAACGCUGAAUGAUUUAAUUGAGAAAGAAACGCUAACCAAACAACAACAAAUUGGGAUAAAAUACUAUAAACAGUUUUCAGAAAGAAUGUCUCGCAGUGAAGUCGAGGAAAUUGGACAGAAGGUGAUGGAGGCUGCCCUACAAGUGGAUCCCUCGCUAACCACAAUGCUCUGUGGGUCAUACCGAAGGGCAAGGUUACAUGUGGUGAUGUGGAUGUGGUUGUCAUCAAACCGGACAGACUGA